CUUGGUAGUACCAGUAGCCUUGGGCAUUAUUGGAAAAAUUGAUUAGCCUUAGAACUUAAAAUGGUGAUAAUAUUAAUUUAUAAAUAUAAAGUUCCUAGGAGCGAUUGCUUUUCAAUAAUUAGUAUUAUUGAAAUUAUCUUGAGGUCACUUUGUUGUAAUAAUUUCACUAAAUUAGUGCAGAAUCAUGAUCAGCAAAUCAGUCCUAGUGUUUUUGUUUGCAAUAAUGUUUCUAGGUUUCUGUUCCGCACCAACAAUCAGCGAUAUUGAAAGUAGCAAUGACCGACGACUUAAUAACUACCCUCUUUAUUUGAACAUAAAUAACGAAGAGAUAGGGAUAUUCACUGAUCGAUCAAGAAGGAUAAACAUGACAUUAAGUGCCGCUUCGCCAGGAUUAGUGAAACACGACUAAAACGAAAAAAUAAUAAUAAUACUAAUAUUAUUGAACUCAAGUCAAUAUAUAUGUAUAUUUUUGUGCAUAACAUUUUGAAAAAAUUAAAUUUCAUGCAUAGGUAUAGAAUUUUUAAUACCUAUUUAGAAGUACCAGUCGUUCUAGUGACUAAACGUAUGUCGCUUCUUGAACAGACAAAUAAAAUUAGGUUGGGAAUUUCCUAUUUGUACAUGAAUUUAGCAAUCGACAUUCGUUUUUGUUGGUAAUUUUCUGUUUCAUCUGAUUCGUGAUUGAUAAAUAAGGAUAGAGUUAUUCUAAAUGGGUAUUAAAAAUACUAUACAUCCAUCUCCUGUCAUAACCAUCUCAUCGUUGCAGGGGGCAAAAAUAUUUAAAGUUUUAUUUCUAAUUCGGUAUAUCGUAUAAUCAGUCACCCACCUUCUCUAAAUAUGUACCUUUUUUUUAAAUUAACUUAACGGCAAUAGUUAAAAAUCACUCGUAUACUACCCCAUUCAACAUGCAACAAAUGGUUGGAAAAAAAAUCUCUUUCCUACGAAAUAUUACACUCAAGAUUAAUCCCAUGAUUGAUCUUGCUUUAGGCAUUCAAAAUUCACCAGCCAUCGCCUCAAAUUAAUGAUUUUAGUGGAGCUACCCUACAUUUUCCCAGCAAUCAAGCAGAAAAUCAUGCAUCAGCAUUUGAAAUACUUUAGAAAUUUUUGCAUAUUCUAUUCACAGCGAACCCAAAGGAUCAUUUAAAGUCGAAAAGACACUAUCUCAACAUCGAAAAAUUGGAAAGUUCAACUUUCAACUGUGACGGAACUAGCUACUGCCCCUUUUUGGGCUUUAGUCAAACCACACCAGGGAUGCCAGAAGUUUUCACUUUGACUGACUGUAAAAAUUAACCACUAGCCACAUCAACUAUAUCUCCAAUGAUCGAAAGAGUUUUGUUUGACAUACCAUGUUUGACUGGUUACGUGAAGAUUAACCACGUUUGUGUUGCAAGCUUCGAUGUUCCCAAAGUUGAUAAAACAGCUUCUAAUAGGUUGACAGCCACAACCAUAUCUCCAAUGAUCCAAAGCACUCAAAGGAGAGUUUUGAUUGACGAUAAUCCCUGUCUGCCUGAUUUCAUAAAAGUUGGCCAAUUUUGUAUCAAGGAUGGAAAAUACAAUCCUCCUAGAGCUUAAAGCACAGACGGCACAGCUUUUUACAACUGGUAUGGUUAAGGGUAUGGUAAUGGGUAACUUGAAGACGCAACUGGGGUACGUUAUGGAGAUUUCCAUUAUGUUGAGGCAACCCAGAUGACAACAUAAAAGUUAUUAGGCAACCUCACAUCCAAAAUGUUAAUCAAAUGUUUAUAAUAUUGUUGUGUUCGAGUGGUUAAUAAAAUCCUCCCGCUAAAUAUAACGUUUAGUUUUACUGUAUAAAGGUACUUCGUCAAUAAAUAAUAGUAGCUUAGCUUCCGAGCCAUGACGUAACUGGUAAGGAAAACAGAGCGAGACAAGGAUCGGAUCCUUUGUCAUGGUCUUAUAGGAAGCACCAUGGCUCUCGUCGUAGAUUACUUACAUACCAUUCAUGCUGCACGCCUUUCUUGAUUUUGUCCCACGUGGUUGGUUCUUCUGUUGUUGAAUCUGAUAGUCUUCCUUGUACAUUAAUGAUGACAAUCAAGCACAAAAAAGUGCUAAUUUCCUUGAUGAGUACAUACCUACUUGAUUUGUUGUUGCCUGUGUGCAAAUUGUUUACUAAAUAAAAUGAGAACGCCUACUUCAGAAUCCUACACGAGGAUCUAUAAUCUCUAAUUAUAGAUAAAAUAAAAAAGGGGGUUUUUUGAUUCACAAUGGCAUUUGCAUUGUUAGUCAACGUACAGAAUAUUCAAGGUUAUCGCACAAAAUUGAAAGACCUUAGAUUGUCAUACGACUGUUAUUCUUAUAUUUGUAAUGGAGUCCUGGCUGAAUGAUAGCAUAUUGGAUCAGGAACUUAUUGAUUUGACCAGAUACUCAAUAUUUUGGAGAGACAGGAUCACCACAUGUUCGAAAAAAGAUGAUGGUGGUGUGAUUAAUAAUGA
This is a messenger RNA of Ceutorhynchus assimilis (cabbage seed weevil), 2447 nucleotides long. Lineage: Eukaryota; Metazoa; Arthropoda; Insecta; Coleoptera; Curculionidae. The record is from the annotation of a GenBank genome assembly.